This is a messenger RNA of Lytechinus pictus (painted urchin), 5574 nucleotides long. RefSeq lists its product as uncharacterized. The record is from RefSeq and is a predicted model, not a curated record. The transcript has a single exon. The coding region runs from base 402 to 3659 and encodes 1085 amino acids. NCBI's taxonomy places the organism in Eukaryota, Metazoa, Echinodermata, Echinoidea, Temnopleuroida, Toxopneustidae.
UGUUGAAUGUAGUCUAGAUGUGAUAUGCUGCAAAUAGCUUGCAGAAGAGAGGAAUAAAAAGUUAGCUGAAAAUCACUGUCAUCCUCUCCAAUUCAGAAUACUUUUACUUGUCAUACCCAUUCAGCAUGUUCCAGGAGCCUAGUGUGUGCACUGCAUACUAUUUGGACAAUUUCAACUCCUUGAUAAUUUCUGUUUCAUGUAAACCAUCUAUUAUAAGUUUUGAACUUGAUAUGACAGCGUAUUUCUGAAAUGUGCCGAAUUCUUAUUGCAAUGAUGAACCUUUCAUGGGUAAUUUAUUUGGAUAAAAAAGUGAGCCAGAGAUCAUUACAAUUUUCCCUGCCAAUUCCCUGUCAAUUUGACUAAAUUCCUUGCUUUGCUGCCUAAAGAGACUGAAUAACAGCAUGGAGAUUGACUAUACACUAUGUAUAUUUCUGGGACUACUGAUAGUGAUUCUCAGUGGAAAUGUUGGGGCAAACAAUGUUCAACAGUUCCUCAUCGAGCCUCAGGACAUGGAGGUUGACCAGGGCACAGACGUGACUUUCCAAUGUCGGGUAAACUUCCUCUCACACAACCAAAUUCUUGCAUGGCUUGCCCUUGAUCGUCAGGUCACCAGUGACUCAACCAUCAUCGCUCAAAGGGAAGAUGGAGACUAUGCAGUCAAUGUCAUUUCUUCAACAUUCAUUAAUCUUGUCUUGAACAACGUCCAGCCAUCUGAUGAUGGCAUAUAUUCCUGUGCAGUACUGCACAGACACACUCAGGCAGUUGUUCUGCAGUCCAGGAUUGCCAUCCUCAUAGUCAACUUCCUACCUGAUUCUAGAGACCCGAUAUGUACACCUAUGAUAGCGACCGUUCAUGUCAAUGACCUUGUUACCAUCACGUGUGAUAGUAAGACUGGAAAACCUCCUGUACAGCUGGUUUGGACAAGAGCAGACGGGAUGUUAAUUGACAACGACAACGUCACACUGACAACUGUUAACCUCCGGACAAUCCUCACAUAUAAGUUUGUUGCAACCCAUGCAGAUCAAGGUGCCAUUUUCAGAUGCACAGCAACAAGUCAAAGGUUUCCCCACUAUCUCAAGAGAUGCAAAGUCACUGUAGAUGUGCAAUUCCCUCCCAAAGUGAACAUUUCAACUGUCCCACCAGAUGAAGAUCAAGAUUUUCCAAGUUACAACUGCACUGCCAUUGCGAAUCCGGAUGCUUUCACACCUUACGAAUGGGAGAUUAACCCACCAUUCCAAGACACUACUAGCAUUAUCUCUCUUGAUGGUACAAUCCUUUCCUUUGAUGCAAAACCCAUUUGUCGUGAAAUCACCAGAGGUACUUGCACAGCAACUAACAUCAAAGGAAGUGGGAAUGACACAGUCAUCAUAUGUGAGCCACUUCCUACAACCAUGCCACCACCAACAUCUAAGAUUAGUGCAGGAAGAGGACAACCAGGGGAUGGAAGCACUACUACAAUCGUCAUUAUCAUCUUGCUGCUCCUUGUCCUUUUUGCUGUUCUGGGUUUUGGCUUCAUGUAUCGACGGAAAAAGCGACGGGAAAGAGAGCAGCUUCUCACUAGUCAACCACCACAGAAUAUCAACAUUACUGUAGACCCUCAUAUAAACAUCAAUAUAAGUGGUGCCGAGACUCUUUGCAGGGGGAAUCUUCAAGAAGGGGAUGACAUUGACAAUCUAGGAAUCAAUCCAGCCAUAGAGGAUGAAAGCUAUUAUUUGCCAAUGGGGGAUGUUAAGUCAAAAACCCCAGAUAUCAAGACAAACAGCACUGUUACUUCUAACACCAAAAUAUCAGCAACAAACGAGAAUGGAUAUCCAGAGGAUACAUACAUUGAUGGAUACAAUGUUCAAGAGAACAUUUCAAUAUCUGGAUUGAAACCCCAUCCAAAAACUAGGAAAGGAAAACUCUCUCCAAAACCAAUGCCUAAACCAAGAGCAGCCCCAAGAACACCUAUCCCACAUCCAAGGAAAAUCUCAAAGAAAGGGUUUAUCCAGGCCUUAAGGAAUGGUUUUACAUUCAAGAGAAAGAGGACCACACAUGACAAGGACAACUUGGAUAUGGACGAUCCUAAAGCUGAUUAUGAGUUGUAUAAGAAAGGAGAAGAUAAUGUCUAUGCUGGCUUGAAGCCACACCAAGACACUGAUGAUGAAAAUGACGGCAUCUGGGAUGAUAAGAAAAAGUUACAAGAUAAGUUUGUCAAAGAGGAAGGAGCCUAUGAUCUUGCCAGUGCACUGAGAAUCAAGGUUCCAGAAUCAAACUCUGAAGCAAAGGUGUGCAACAAGAUUGAUUCAACAAACUACUACAGUCCUGUUGCUGAUGAAGCAUCUGAUACAAAGAGUGCAAGCAUGAUUGAUGACCAUGAAGAAUACAUUAAUGCUGAGCUCUAUGGGGAUGGAGUAAACAAUGCAAAUCAAAGUCACCCUCAGAGUGCUCUACUAGCCUUAAAGUCAGAAGAGGUUUCAACCAAAAAUGUUGAAGGAGACUAUGAUUUGGUUGGUCCAAUGAGAGUGAAGCCACAAUCGUCAAAAUCUGCAACAACGGUAGAAGAGUCUCCUUCAUCGAGGCAAGAGGGUGAGGUAUAUACAGAGGCAAAAUUGUAUGGUGGUAUUCCAUCUGCUGUAGGAACAAACAAACUAGGAAAUAAAGAUCAAGCAAGUCAUGAAGAAGGACAGGUUUAUGCUGAAGCUAAGAUGUAUGGUGCAGUAGGGCAGUCUCAUAAUAAGCUUGAACUCCGGAACAGCUUAGAGGUAUCACAAGAUGUUGAUGCUGAAGGAGGGGGAUUUGGUAAAUUAGUCAAACAAAGCUUUGGCCGAGCUGGGAUCAAUGCAGAGGAUGAUGAUGGUGGAAUAUACCAACAAGCAAAUCUAAAUGUAGGACAUGCAGGAGCUUUGUCUAAAACAUCUCUGACCAAUAGCAAAGUUGAGGAAGACUGUGACAUGUUGUAUGAGGAGCCUAUCAGAGGCAAAACAUCCGAUCCCACUAGAUUUGCUGGAAUUGAGGAUGAUCAUUCAGACAAUGAAAUGCUGUAUGAAGAACCGAUCAGUAAGUACCAAACAACCAGUGCUAGUAAAUCUGCAAUCAAACAAAUAGAUGAACCUGAUAGCAAUGAGCUUUAUGAAGAGCCUAUCACGUACAGUAAAUCCAAUGCUAACCAUUCUAUGAAUAUUCCACAACAGAAACUGGAAGAUGGGGACGAUGAUAUGAUUUACCAAGAGGCUACCUUGUAUGGUGCAACAGCUGCAAGCACCACAACAACAAACAUUUCAUCAAAGGCAGCAGUCUUUGCUGACAAUCCGGAUGGAAACUUAGACAGUGAACAACCUGAGGAUGAGAGCAUCUAUCAAGAGGCUACCUUCUACAGAGGUGUAACACCUACCAAACAAGACCAUCCAAAGAUACCAGAGAAACCAGUAGUUGGCAAAAAGAGUGCAACACUAGUAAGGAAUGACAUGGAACCAUCUGACUUUGCAGAGCCGGAGGAUGGAGGAAUAUCUACAGAGAAUGAUUCUGAAGAGGAUGAAAGUGUGUAUGCUGAAGCAACAAUCUACGGAUCUGUUGAGUCGGGUAGGCCACAUAAGCCGCCUGUGGCGACUCCUCGGAAACAGAAGGUGGUAGCAAAGAAAUCAGCUACUUUGGUCAGGCAAGAUAGUGAUGAUUUCUAGAUGCAGAAUAAUCAAAGGUAAUGUUUUAACCCUGUCUUUUCUCAACCAUCAAACCUUAUUACACUUGAUAUCACUUGUUGUAAAUUUAGAUAGUUAUUUUUGUUUUAAAGUAUAUUUUCUAAAGUUGAUGUGACUUACAUAAGGUCUUCUUCUUGUAUUACUGGAUUGCGCUCCUGCCCAAGACUUGAAAGAAUCUUCCAUUUGAGUAAUGAAGUACAGCAUCAGCUACUCCAAUGACGCAUUGAAUCUAUCUAGUCCUGAUGUCAUUCUGUGUAAUAUGUCAAUUAAAUAGAAAAAAAAGUAAAAAGAUUUUAAAAAUUUAAAAUUUACAUCUUUAUAAUGAUAAUUAGUUCAUGUAUAACACACAUCACAUGCAUUUCUUCAUGUGACAAUAACUAUAAUCUAUGUUCAAAGCAACAAUAUUUGUUUUCCAUUGCAAUUUAUAAGGUGAAGUUGGGUUAUUUCUAGAAAGACUAAUUUUCAAAGAAAUAUUUAAGUGAAUGUUUGACAAAUCCAUCAUAAGACCAUCACACUUAUAAAAUUAAAUUUUGUUACUUCCCAACCCACUCUUCUUAUUGUAAGAGGUAAUAUAAAUCACAUAAAACAACAUCUUAUUUUUUUUUAAAUCAAGUUAACUUUACAUGUGCAUUUAAUGAAUAAUCAGACUUAUAAGGACAAUUUGGGGACAAAAAAGAGGCGCGCGUCCUGGUGCCCCCAUGUGGAUCAACCACUGAAAGGCAUGUACACUUCCAUUCAAACUAGAGGUGCAAUCUUUCAUGGGAUAUUAUCCUGUUGAUAUUCCUGGCUUUGAUUUGGGUUGCUGCACUAUCUGGCAUGGCUUCAGAUUUAUCAUGUAUUGUGAUGGCCCAUUCAUCUCUAUGAGGGUUAACAAAACUAUAUGAUAUUAGAAUGGAUAGUGCGAUUGCAAUUGAAGAUAUAGUAUGCUCACAGGAUGAGAAGGACACUGGAUACAUAAAAAGCCCAGGAAUUCCAAACAGGCUGAAUUUGGAUCUGAUGAAAAUUAAAGAUACUGGUUGGGGAUUGUUGUCCCCAGCUGCUAUGGAUAGCUAAUAUUUAUAAGGUACCAAUAUCUUUAAGGCCUAUUAGAAGGAUUGAAUAAGAAGAAUCAGUGUUUAUUAACAGGCUUUGGCAAAUUAAAUUGAAUUUGAGCUCAUUCACUUUAAUAGUUAAGAUAGUGCACAUAUUUCUCACUUCACAUUGUUUAAGAAUUUACUGAUGCAUAAUUUUGUACAAAUGAAGAUAUGACUUUUAAGAAUAAUUAUGGAAAGAUACACUUUAUGCUUAAUAUUUCUAUAAAUAGCCAAGAAAUAAAAUACUUUGCUAUAACUCUUAGAAAAGUUAACAGAGGACAUGCAUAUAGAGGACAAUAAUAAUAAUAUAACCUGAAAGUAUAAUUCAUGAUCAUUUAAAUACACUUAUAAUACCAUCAUUGUUGUUUCUAUGACCAUUGAUCACUAAGGACUAAGCAAAACUGUUGUACAUGUAUUUUGUUUUAAAUGUUAAAACUAUAGCAUGUGGUUCACUUCAACUGCUCACAAAAUAGGGAAAUCUGCGAAGGUGUUUGUAUACGAAUUCACAAUAAAUUACAUUAACUGUAUCCAUAAUGCUUAAGGAAAGUAUUAUCUUGUCUUUGAAUUAUAAUUUCUUAAAAUACAGAAUUCUCGGACAAGGUCAAUCAUCUUAACAGUGUCCAAUGUAUUUAGAAUAUCAAAAAGUAAAUAACUAUUAAUGGCUUAUUCUUGGAACUUUAGCAAGGUUCAUAAUAAUUAUGAUUAUCUUUAUCAUGCAUGAUCAUGAUUAUCAACAUCAUUAUCAUUACUCCUAAUCUGAGAAUUGGCAGUAUUAUUACAAAGUUUUAUCACUAUGGGCACUGAUCAAUCUCUUCACACAACAA